Brassica rapa (field mustard) is the source of this 540-nucleotide messenger RNA. Its product is annotated as 18S rRNA (guanine-N(7))-methyltransferase RID2-like. Gene Ontology annotation, molecular function: rRNA (guanine) methyltransferase activity. Gene Ontology annotation, cellular component: nucleolus. The record is from RefSeq and is a predicted model, not a curated record. Gene Ontology annotation, biological process: rRNA (guanine-N7)-methylation. Lineage: Eukaryota; Viridiplantae; Streptophyta; Magnoliopsida; Brassicales; Brassicaceae.
AUGGGGCAGUGCUUAGGUCUUCGUGCAGGAGUUCUAGACGGAGCCAUCAGUAUAUCUGCUGUUCAGUGGUUAGGCAAUGCAGACAAGUCAUGGCAUGAACCUCGUUUGAGGUUAAAGUAUGCUUUCUUUGGAUCACUAUACCGAUGUUUAUCAAGAGGAGCAAGGGCAGUUUUUCAAAUAUACCCUGAGAAUCUCGCUCAGCGUGAGUUGAUCUUUUGCCAGGCCAUGAAAGCUGGAUUUAGCGGUUGGUUUGUUUUAGACUACGCGCACAGUACUAAGAGUUCUUGGUCGUCACAUGUGGUCCUCUUCCAACUAAUAUUGACUAUGGUCAUAAAGAUAGUUGCUCUGAUGAUGAUGAUGAUAGAGAAUGGAAUGGUUUGGGUAUCAGAUAGGAACAGGCCAAGGAAGUUGCAGAGAACGAACAAGAACGGGAAAGAAAGGGAUUGGGUCUUGAGGAAGAAGGAACAAAGUAGAAGAAAAGGAAACGAUGUUCCUGCUGAUUCCAAGUACACCGCUAGAAAACGCAAGUCGCGUUUCUGA